AUGCCGGAACUCACGGAACAAGAGAAACUCGAACGACGACGCGAGAAACGCAAGCAAAAGAUUCUUGCUUCAGCAGAGAACCGAUUGAAUCGCAUUACCGGCACUGCUUUUCCCAAUCGUCCAUCACCUACCCCGUCGCCAUCCACAUCGACCUCGUCAUUGGCACGUUCUGAAACACCACAGCGCAGGUCGCGAUCGCCUUCUCCAUUUAUGGGUCCCAGUACUUCUUCCGAGACGUUACGCCAUCGUAUGCCAGCAUCGUCGCGAUCAGUGGAUCCUUCAGCCGACCCAAGUGAAGCACUCGGUGCGCCGUCACCUCUUCCACCACAACCGUCGCUUGGAUUUGCCAGUACAGAUACACCUUUGCCUCCUUCACUUGAAGCCAUGUUUGCCAAUGCUACUGGUGCUGGUGGUGAUGGUAAUACACCCCCACCCAAUUUGAACGACUUGCUCGGUGGUGCUGGUGGACCCUUCCCUUUCAAUCCUGCAUUCCUCGCUAAUAUGCAACAACAACAGCAACAACAACAACAAGAAUUACAACCCGAUGAUGGAUCGGCAAAAUAUUGGACGCUUAUUCAUUUUGUCAGCAUGGUCUGGCUCGGAUUAUAUGCCGUCUAUAGAGAAUGGUCUGCAGAAGGUGUACAACGAUUUGCAAGUUUGGUCAUGGAUGAUCAAGCUCGAUAUGCAGCUGUACAAUUGCCUUUGUUCUGGUACUUUAUUACGAUCGAGUUAUUACUACAAACAGCAAGGAUGAUGUAUCAAAAGGGCAAUACUAGCAGUACAUCGAUGGUCAUGUCGGCGAUUAUGCAAUAUCUACCACCUCAAGUAGCCAAUGGACUUAAUGUGUUGAUGCGAUAUUGGAUCAUCUUUUCAUGUCUAAUCAAGGAUUGUCUCGUUUUGGUGUUUAUUAUUGGACUAGCAGAGAUUGUAUCAGCCGUGUUAGCCAGAUGA
Messenger RNA from Lichtheimia ornata, 951 nucleotides. RefSeq lists its product as uncharacterized. Gene Ontology annotation, biological process: retrograde vesicle-mediated transport, Golgi to endoplasmic reticulum. The transcript is spliced from 4 exons. The record is from RefSeq and is a predicted model, not a curated record. NCBI's taxonomy places the organism in Eukaryota, Fungi, Mucoromycota, Mucoromycetes, Mucorales, Lichtheimiaceae. Bases 1 to 951 code for a protein of 316 amino acids.